UUGUCACUGGUUCUCCGCACAAAGCACAUCUCUCUGGUUAAUUUUUUUAAAUUUUAAAACACAACUACUACAGUUUUAUUUGGUUGACAUUUUAAGUGAAUUAAACAUGAAAUGAACAAAUAGUCUUGAAAACACAUCAAACAUUUUUUACGAUACCUUUCCAUUUACCGUUAAAGUUACCAGAUAGAAAACUCAUCCAUUUUCUGACAUUUUCUCGUGUCCGUGAUAUUAUUGUGAUCUAACUGUUCUUACCCAAUCUGGGGUCUGAGAAUACAAGAAACUAGGACUUGAUAUGGAAAGUGUGACUAAUUCUGAUUGUGAGGUUAAACAUGUGUUAUAGGUUUAACGAGGCGAAAUCCUUGCUGUGCUCCAGCCCGAAUUGACGAGAAUAUAUUGACACUAACUCAGUGGGAAUCCUCGAAAUCAAUUCUAAUGAUGAGUUUCCCACUCAUCCUGUGAGUAAAUCUCAACACAAGGACCAACUUUCCUUUCCAUCUACCCUUAUCUAAAUAUUGUCUCGAUGAACGUGCGGCAAGAUAAGGAUUCUAAGUAAGCCUCCAUUGUCGGACCUGACAUCCACUUAGUACCGAACAAUAAUCUUGGAAUGGACUGGAUUAAGUCUAAAAUCCCAUGAGAGAGAGAGAGUCAAGAUUAAUCUAAGAAUAGAAGUGGGAUAUUUGUUAGAAUAAUCUUGGUUGGAGAAAAGACGGUUGGAUCUAUACCCCGGAGCACAUUCGUCCCAGCAGAGAUCAUCAAUCUUAAGUGGAUACGAGAGGAAAAGCAGUAGUAAUCAGGACUAGGAGCAACAUGUCCUGCUACCUACCUCUAGUUCAACGUUGGAGGAAACCUAAGAAGGAAACCAAAGUUGUUUCGCCAAUUCCUGAUCCCAGCCCUAAACCUAAACAAUUCACGGAUAACGCCCACGUACACGCCCUCCGAGACAGGAAGGGUGUAACAUUGUCCCAAGGGGUGGGGGAUUUCCCCCACGAAGUAUUUCUAAACAUCCGACAUGAUCAUCCGACCCUUGGACUGGAUGAUGUUGCGUACCAACGGAUCCACCUGGAGCACACUCAUCAAACCAGAGAUGAGAGAACGGACCCUGGAGUAGUUUCUCUCGGUCUCCCACUAGGCAUUUCUUCUCUCAAACUCAGCUCCAAAGUGCGAAAAGUAAAAAACCGACGGACUAACGGACAUGUCAGUGAUGGAGAUCUAGAGAUACGGCGAGGUACUCGGUGUGUACCAGAACCUGCUGUGAGGCGUGGAUCUCUCCCGAGAAAGGCCAAGAUACCAUCUGCAUACACACAAUACCACAGCAGCAGUAGACCCCUUUCUAUAGAUGCAGACGUCCUGCUAGGCAGAUGCAAUAAAUCCUCAAGCUUACACGAAUAUCUCCCGCAGGAUCAAACCCCCAACAAGGGGUCCCAGGGGGGAUUCAGGGGGUCCACUGGAGGGGUUCAUUGGGGGUCCAAACUAGCCCUUUUAACCUCACCCAGUCAGUUUAUGGGAACAGAGGGAGAAAAGUCAAGCAGUGGAAAUUCUUCUGGUAGUGAUUUAACUUGGGAUGGGACUCCACCCCCCGAUUAUGUUCACCCUGCCCUCCGUGGGCGUGGUCUUGUUGAAGUCGGUGUGGCUAGGGGACCACCACCAAAACAUUUACUCCCUAAGAGGCUUAAACCAAGUCCUAUGCAAAAAAUGCACCCGUCAGUCGUUCUUACACCGGAGAUUAAAAAAGAGCUGGAAAGAUAUCAGGAGGCAGAAGACGACAUUACAACUGAUGAUGAUGAGUUAACUCCUUCUCUUCCCAUCAAUCCUUCUCAUGUACAGUACAAGAAACCCUCCAGAGCUUCCAGGAUGUCUCGAGGCUCCCCUUUCGGAGGUUCGAGGCACACAACCCCUAGAGGGAGCGAGAAAAUAAGAAAAAAUAUUACACCCUCUCCAUUAGACUCAGGUUAUAAGACAAUGGAACACAGUUAUGAUGGUGAUAGUUCUGUGUCGUCUGACAGUCAAAAUUUUAAACCAGCUGACGGUCAAACUAUAACAUCAGCUGAUUUCCAAACCAAAUCAUCAGCUGAAAUGCGGGAACUGCAAUUAAGAACACCUUUGAGUAAAGAUAUGAGCCGGAUAUCCCGGCUAUGUCCAGGGGUGAACCUACGGCCUCGACGAGGUGAAAGUGUACCUCCCUGUUAUUUAAACCUUCUCUCUGACCGUCAGCUAGUUCACCUGCUUAGCUAUCUUAACUCUCAGGAUCUGGUUCGUGUAAGCAGUACAUGUACCCGGCUGUAUAAACUAGCGUGGAACAUACACCUUUGGAAAACGAUCAGUCUGGAAGAGGAUGUUGAUGUUGAUAAAGCAGUGAGGAGUAUACUCGUUAAACUAGUCUGGGGUAGUGGAGGACCAUGGUCCCAAGGUGGUCCCUGGUCACCACAGGACCGGUCCCAAGGAGGUCCCUGGUCCCAACAGGACCGAUCCCUCUUAGGGGCUCCAUGUGUUGAGACGGUCCUGCUAGGAGGAUGCCGGCAGUUGACCGAUAGAUCGCUGGCUCUGCUAGCUCGGAACUGUCCGCAGUUAGUUCAUCUUGAUCUUCAACGAUGCAGAAAUGUGACGAACGGAGGAUUGGUUGAUCUUUUAAACCGUUGCAGUAGAUUAGAGCACCUUGAUAUAACAGGUUGUCCCAUGGUGUCUACCUUGAAUCCAGGACGGCGUGUCCUUCUAUCCUUGUCCUACCUGGACCUGUCCGAGUGUGUAUCCCUGGACGAUACAGGACUACAGAUGAUUGGGACGAGUUGUCCUAACCUGACCCAUCUUUAUCUCAGGAAAUGCAUAAAUAUAACAGAUACCGGAGUGCGAAGUAUAGCUACCUAUAUCCCACAGCUCCGGGAGCUAUCUCUCUCCGACUGCUCCGGUAUCGGAGAUGCAGGAAUAGCUGAGCUAUCUAGACUAGGUCCAUCGCUACGGUAUCUCUCUAUCUGCAGGAUAGGGCCAUCAAUGCAGUAUUCGGAUAAAUCUACUGAUUGUCAAGAUGCUGGCCUCAGGUUGGUUUUGAAGCAUUGCUAUAAAUUACGGUAUUUAAACUGCAGAGGAGGAACCAUCAUAUCUGAUUCUACACUACAGUACAUAGCAGCUGUAUGUACAAAACUUAGGUCGCUUGAUGUUGGAAAAUGCUCCAUAUCGGAUACCGGUCUCCGAUAUUUGUCAUCUAAACUUCCAAACCUCCGCAAACUCUCGCUACGAGGCUGCGAGGAUGUCGGGGAUGGUGGUGUGGCUGCUGUAGCUCGAGGCUGUAAAUCUCUGAUACAUCUAAAUAUACAAGAGUGUGAUAUAUCCAGUAAUCUAGUUCGAUCAAUGCUCAACAAUAUGAACCAUUGUUUCAUCGAAUAUUCACCUUUUAUUGAAGAAUAAAAGUUUAGAAAGUUAAAAAAAACCUAUUGUUAAUUAAAAACGAUUGCCUCAAAACUUUUAAAGCAACACAAACAAAUUUGUUUUGUAAAUAAAGAUUUUUUUUUCUGUAUUUGUUCAAAUUUCGCACGACUAUGAUCCCUGAAGGGUUCGAAAAUAAAGUCGCACUGUUCAUUAAACCAAGACAACUGAAUCCCUUUGAAAGCUUUAUAAAUAAAAUAUUAAUAAAAUGCACUAUUAUUGGAGCUAUUGAAGUUCUAAAAGCCUGGCUGUGAUGUAAUUUGUUUGAAUAUUCUUGUUUAUGGAAUGUACGUGUAAUUAAGAAAUACAGUACUUUCAAAUGUGCAUCUGUACUUUUGUUACAAAAAAAUAUAAUAAUUAAAAUAUCAAUAAUUUUGCUGUUUUAUAAUGAAUUAAAUGGUCUUUUUUUCUACAUUGUGUAUUUUAAUGAACUAA
Molecule: messenger RNA, 3852 nt
Organism: Eurytemora carolleeae
Lineage: Eukaryota; Metazoa; Arthropoda; Copepoda; Calanoida; Temoridae
Product: F-box/LRR-repeat protein 7
Exons: 10
Coding region: 808-3399 (863 amino acids)
Biological process (GO): SCF-dependent proteasomal ubiquitin-dependent protein catabolic process
Cellular component (GO): SCF ubiquitin ligase complex
Molecular function (GO): protein binding
Source: RefSeq, a predicted model, not a curated record